Molecule: messenger RNA, 2476 nt
Organism: Bombus terrestris (buff-tailed bumblebee)
Lineage: Eukaryota; Metazoa; Arthropoda; Insecta; Hymenoptera; Apidae
Exons: 9
Coding region: 297-1310 (337 amino acids)
Source: RefSeq, a predicted model, not a curated record
AGCUGAGUUGGAUUAGUGGUAGUAUUAAUCCGACAGUCACGCUGUGGAGAUUUAAUCCGGAUUUAGAUCGUGAUGGCCAUGCAAUGGAUCCAUCUCAUCCUACCCAUCAGUUUGCGAAAGUGCUAUUAAGAAAUGUUUUUACCAUAAAAAGGAAAGAAGGCGAAAAUUUGGAACAUUCGCUUUAAUCGCCUAUAACUCGAAAAUUAAAGUACGUAGAAUAUAUGUACUGUGUUCGCACGUCGUUUCUUACUUAUUUUUCUAUGGAGGUUUAUUCCCUGAAGUAUUGAAAUGUGAUCAUGAUUAACAGAUAUCGGUAUCGCAAUAUAUUUUUUGUACUAUCCUGUUUCUUUCUUCAGGUUCCGACUUGCAUUUAUGUAAACGGUCAUGGACGUUUAAUGGACCCACCUGCACGGAAUAGUAUGUGGCGUUUUGGAUAUCCGAAUCCUGUAAAUUACAAUGACAAUGAACUCUUCUGUGGAGGUUAUGCAGUGCAAUGGGUGGAGAAUAAAGGCCAGUGUGGAGUGUGCGGUGAUGCUUAUCACUUGAAAGAGCCGAGACCACACGAGGCGGGUGGCGAAUACGCAAAGGGCACUAUCGUUAGACAUUACACGGUUGGUCAGGACAUCGACGUCGAGAUCGAGCUUACAGCCAACCAUUUAGGAAGAUUUGAAAUGUAUCUUUGUCCAAAUAACAAUCCAAGGCACAUAGCAAACCAAGAAUGCUUUGAUAGAUAUCCGUUAUAUAUAUCCGGAACCCGAGACGUCCGAUUUGAGAUACCUCCAGACACUGAAAGAAAAGCUAUAUUUCGAUAUAAGGUAACUUUACCACCGUAUGUUACCUGUACGCAGUGUGUGAUACAAUGGAACUAUUACACUGGUAAUAUGUGGGGCACCUGUGAAAAUGGAACCGAAGCUAACGGAUGUGGAAGACCAGAGACGUUUCGAAAUUGCGCUGAUGUGAGCAUCGUUACUAGCACAGCCGGAGUACCGCCUCUCUUUGUACAGCAGGACAAUCCCUUUUUGCUCUAUUACAAAGACUAUCGUUCUCCAAAUAACAUAUUUCCGCUUGUCGUUAGAUCUCAAGUAUGCAUGUCCACUCUUCUUUAUCGGCGUAUACCAGGAAUGAAUGACUGGUGUCAAACCAACUGUCUUCGCUAUCCGCCAAAUUGUCCAGCAGCUAUUUGUCAAUGCCCGGAAUUGUGUGAUGCGAUUGGAGAUAUUGCUGGCAAAGAUGGUGCAAGCGUUUAUUGCAUGGAUAAGUGUUUAGUAUACCCUUCCAAUUGCCCCUCUCAACGUUGUCGCUGUUAUUAAGCAAAUUUCAGUUACGCGUAGACAACUUGGUGCGUAAGCGAUUGUAUCGUGAAGCUUUAGCUCGACGAUUCGACGAUUCGACGAUUAACGAUUAACAAAAUGAUUGUAACUCGAUAAUGUUUAUCAAUUUUGGCAGAAAUAACUAGAACACCGUUAUGUCCAUAUUUGACGUUUAUCGUCGAAUGAGAAACUUAACUAAACAAUUGUAAAUGAUGACGCAGAAAUGAUAUCUAUGUCGUAAUUUUAUCGAAUUUGACAUUUGAUUAUGUAUAGAAAUAUGACUGAUAUUUAUCGAAAAACUGCCACACCGUCCACGGGAGCUAUUCCAUUUACUUUGUAACGAUCUAGCGUUAAUGCUUGGUAAUUCUAAUAAUCUCUUGAUAAUCUUUCCCACUUGUGUUUUACGCGAUGAAUAAAUAUUUACAUAAUGUUUGGUCCUGUUAUAUAAUAUUAUUGAAAAUAUACAUAAUAUUUAUUAGAAUAAGGAGUAAAAAAGAAAAAUUACUUGCUCCGUUACAAUAUUGUGCGUUAUCAUUAUCGUUAGUAUUGUUAGUUUCAUUUGUAUUUUUAUUAUUAUUCGUUUAUUUAGCAUUAAAUAAUUAAACUCGUUAUGUAUGAAAUUACAAAUAUACGACAUAUCCUAUAGGCAUGAUUAAAAAAACUUGUACGACUACUUUUAAGAUUAAUCUUUAUUUCGAAGAAGAGACGAAAAGCUUGGAAACUUGUCACUACCCUCGAUUGUUCUCGAUAAAAAAGAUAAAAUAGGAGAGAUGUUAGGAAUAUUCAAGAGAACACAGACUUUAAUCUCACUAUAGUAUAUUUAGUAUUAGGACAUUCUAUUGACAGCUUAAAAUAUUACGCAUGUAUCACAUAUUAUAUAUGUAACGAAUAACAUCCUCUUUGCUUUUAUGUAUACGCAUGCAUAUGCGUGUAUACGCAUACAUACCUUCGUACGCGUAAAUGCAGUUACAUUUAACGAAACGAUCAUUUAUUUAAAUACAUGUGGCAAAUGUUCUCAAUGCAACAGCUCCCUUCACGCACAUUAUAUGUAUAUUUGCGCACUUGUGUACACAUCGCAUUGUGUCAACUGAAUUUCGAUUUUACAGUGAAAACUUGUAAUUCAUAUCGGCCUCGAUUAAUAUCAACAAUAUAUUUCGUCGAUUCAA